AUGAAGAAACCAACGGAGCCUCUCGUGGUUGCUGUGAUAGAUCCGGUGGAUGUCACGUCCGGUUCGCCCUCUGUGACUAUCACUAACAACGGGAAUGCUCCCAAUACAGAUGCCACUAACCCAACAGGCUAUGUAAGUCGAAGCCUUCCAACCCUGAAUGAGUGUUUGGCCGAAAUCAACGUUCUCCCGAAUACGUCAAUCUUCUAUUCAGGACCCGGAUAUCAUUUAAAGGUAGCGGAGGCUGUAGAGAAUCGUAGCUAUCUAAAGGGGUAUCGACCAUUAACAGGUUUGUGGCGGGAUCCCACUUGGCCUGACUCCUGGCAAUUCCACCCAGAAAAGACAGAGCAGAAGAAGUUUUGGGAAGUGUGCUCGCAGGCGCUAGCACUAGCCACAAAAGGUACAGCUUAUGUGAUGCUUCCAAGGGGAAAGGGCACGGAAUGGAAGAAAGGCUCGAUAUGGGAUAGGAUGGAGUGGCCGAACCUUGCCCCUGGCGUUAGGGUCAUUCGUAUUGACCCUGAUGACCCGGAGUACCAGGAGGUCAUCAAGGAAGGAGACUGUCUCGUAGAAUGA
This is a messenger RNA of Daldinia vernicosa, 570 nucleotides long. RefSeq lists its product as uncharacterized. NCBI's taxonomy places the organism in Eukaryota, Fungi, Ascomycota, Sordariomycetes, Xylariales, Hypoxylaceae. Bases 1 to 570 code for a protein of 189 amino acids. The record is from RefSeq and is a predicted model, not a curated record. The transcript has a single exon.